AUGUUGUCCUUGGCAAAUCCUUUCACUGCUUUCCCUCUUAGAAUUUCAUGUGCUUCCCGAUGUAGCCAGGUUCGUUCCCUAGUAAUAGGACCCAUCAGAAGCAGUAGCGAUAAUGGCAACACCACCACCAGCAGUGAUGAUGGAAGUGCAUCACCCCCUGUCCGGCCACCCAUAUCACCAUCGGAUACUGUAGAAAUACGGUUUCGAAGAGGUUCCAGGCGGAGAAGGAAGGAGCAACAAGAUGGUACUGCUGAUAAAAUCACAGCAAAUUCACGGGCCUCGACUCCCAAGGACUGGGAUUCAAUGAGUCUCACUGAGAAGGCGAUCGAGUUAUAUGUGGGAGAGAAGGGUUUAUUAUUUUGGCUUAACAAGUUUGCUUAUGCUUCAAUCUUCAUUAUUAUUGGAGGAUGGAUACUGUUCCGCUUUGUUGGUCCUUCACUCAACUUAUACCAGCUAGAUACUCCUCCUUUGGCUCCGACUUCCAUGUUCAAGGGUUAG
Messenger RNA from Fraxinus pennsylvanica, 498 nucleotides. NCBI's taxonomy places the organism in Eukaryota, Viridiplantae, Streptophyta, Magnoliopsida, Lamiales, Oleaceae. The record is from the annotation of a GenBank genome assembly.